AUGUCUGACGAACCCGAUAUGGCUGAGAUUGAGAAAUCUGAUAAGUCAGAACUGAAGAAAACAGAAACACGGGAGAAAAAUCCACUGCCUUCAAAAGAAACGAUUGAACAGGGGAAGCAAGCAGGUGGAUCGGGAGCCAUGAAGAUGAAUUAA
Messenger RNA from Pteropus alecto (black flying fox), 153 nucleotides. Its product is annotated as thymosin beta-4. The transcript has 2 exons. The record is from RefSeq and is a predicted model, not a curated record. NCBI's taxonomy places the organism in Eukaryota, Metazoa, Chordata, Mammalia, Chiroptera, Pteropodidae. Bases 1 to 153 code for a protein of 50 amino acids. Gene Ontology annotation, molecular function: actin monomer binding. Gene Ontology annotation, cellular component: cytoplasm. Gene Ontology annotation, biological process: actin filament organization; regulation of cell migration.